AUGUCGUCAAAGCCCAUAGUCGACCAUGAUGACGCUUUGUUCAGCAACCCUGACCUCCUCAGGCUCUACCUCGUCCCUGGAGCCUUGAUCGCCAGCGCAUGCAUAGGCUACAACAGCUCUGUGAUGAACGGUAUUCAAGGCUCCUCGAAAAUCCUGGUCUCGUACUAUCUGGCCCCAGUGCUGCGGUCGAUUGGCAUCACGCUCAUCAACGUCAUUAUCCAGAUCUAG
Colletotrichum higginsianum IMI 349063 is the source of this 228-nucleotide messenger RNA. Its product is annotated as Hexose transporter. Bases 1 to 228 code for a protein of 75 amino acids. The record is from RefSeq and is a predicted model, not a curated record. The transcript is spliced from 2 exons. NCBI's taxonomy places the organism in Eukaryota, Fungi, Ascomycota, Sordariomycetes, Glomerellales, Glomerellaceae.